AUGCAUUUGUCGCAAAUUUUACAAGGAAUCAACACCAUACCAAUUUAUUAUUUUUUCUCAGAUCUUUUUUGGUCAACAAAUUUAACAAUGGUCUCCAUAAUAAAGAAUACCGAAGAUUUCGAAAAGAAACUGGCAAAUGCUGGUGAUAAAUUAGUAAUACUCGAUUUCUAUGCAACCUGGUGUGGUCCGUGUAAAGAAAUGGAUCCUCAUAUACGCAAAUUGACUCAGAAGUACAAAGAUCAAGCCAUCGUAUUGAAGAUCAAUGUGGACAAAUUCAACGAGAUCAGUGAUUAUUAUAAAGUGAAGAGUAUGCCAACGUUUGUUUUUAUUAAGAAUAAAAAACGUUUAUCGAGCUUUGCUGGCGCUGAUGACGAGAUGCUGCAACAGAGAGUGGAGCAAUAUGUCAAUUAGCCGCCGUUAUUCAAUAAGUCAUAGUUGAUUUGUUUAAUGUUAUUGUUUCUAGAGUAAUAUACACUUGCCGCUGGUUCGUUUGAUUGUCACUUUUGUUUUUAUUUAUUUAAAAUUCCAUUUAUUACUA
This is a messenger RNA of Musca domestica (house fly), 538 nucleotides long. Its product is annotated as thioredoxin-1. The transcript has a single exon. NCBI's taxonomy places the organism in Eukaryota, Metazoa, Arthropoda, Insecta, Diptera, Muscidae. Bases 1 to 411 code for a protein of 136 amino acids. The record is from RefSeq and is a predicted model, not a curated record.